Molecule: messenger RNA, 1023 nt
Organism: Hydatigera taeniaeformis
Lineage: Eukaryota; Metazoa; Platyhelminthes; Cestoda; Cyclophyllidea; Taeniidae
Source: the annotation of a GenBank genome assembly
AUGAGCGCCGUCCCCAAGUUGUGCUCUGACAAAUUUCUUGUCGGCAAAGAUCUUAUUGACGCCACCCGUUGCAGUGAGAAUAUUGUGUUUACUUCCGUCACAUCAAACGGCAAGGCCACCUGCAAUUCAACUGACCCACUAGUGGAACAACGUGUUUAUUCAAGUUUUUUUCGACAAUUACAUCAGGAGCACGCCAGUCCCGAAUGUCGAGUGGCAGAAGGACAUCUGAUAAACGGGGACGACCUCGGGAGGUGUGCCUAUCUCGUGGAAAUCACUACCCUUCGCGGAAAGUUCAUGCGCAAAUAUGGCUUCUCUCGUCACAAAGCAUAUUACCUCUACCCUGAGGAGGCUGUCUACCUUUCCGAGUGUGGUCAUCUGCAGGUGUACGACCGUGGCCUGCCUCUUAGCUUGCAACAACUUUGUAAUACCAUUUUUCGCAGUGACUUCGAAUUCUCCUGUUACACUGCUUACGCAUGGCUUGUUCGGCAAGGUUUCGUGCUUCGAAGGCAUGAAACGACGGUCGCUGUAACUGCGGGUUCUUUUGCAAAGGAUGUGAAGUUGAAGUCCAGCAGUGUGCAGGACAACCCAUUUCCUACGAUUGGCGUCCCAAAAUCGGCAGAGAGACAGCACGAUGACGACACCAACUCAGAAUUCCUUACGGCAUCACCCUCUGACCUCAAUAUAAUUGGUGAGGAGGGGUUGAAGGGGAUGGUAUUGUCGGACCUCCCACUUCAUUUCGAAGCUUACAAUGCAAGCGCAAGUACAACGAGUGCUUCGUUUGCUGUGUUCAAUGUUUUUGACGAUCGAACUGGUGUUUUCGCGAAAAAUGGGUCCAUAGAACCGGAUUUUGUGUUAGUUGUUAUGGUACUAGGGGAUGGUGUGGACUUCUUACCUAACAAACAAUUUCGAAGACACUUUGGACUCCCAUUGGAAGCUCAAAUUGUGCUAGCAACAGUUGAUAAUGGUGAUGUAUAUUUGCAGUGUGCAACUCCAUUUUCCAUCCCAUGUAUAAAUCAAACUUGA